Molecule: messenger RNA, 1832 nt
Organism: Trichechus manatus latirostris (Florida manatee)
Lineage: Eukaryota; Metazoa; Chordata; Mammalia; Sirenia; Trichechidae
Gene: TSEN54
Product: tRNA splicing endonuclease subunit 54
Exons: 10
Coding region: 186-1460 (424 amino acids)
Biological process (GO): tRNA-type intron splice site recognition and cleavage
Cellular component (GO): tRNA-intron endonuclease complex
Source: RefSeq, a predicted model, not a curated record
CCAAGGACUUCCUCCCCGACGGCUCGGAGGCCCAGGCCGAGCGGCUGCGCCGGUGCCGUGAGGAGCUCUGGCAGCUGCUGGCCGAGGAGCGCGUGGAGCGCCUGGGCAGCUUGGUGGCCGCCGAGUGGAGGCCGGAAGGCGGCUUCGUGGAGUUGCAGUCUCCUGCGGGUAAAUUCUGGCAGACCAUGGGCUACUCAGAGCAGGGCCGGCAACGGCUUCACCCUGAAGAGGCCUUGUAUCUGCUGGAGUGUGGCUCCAUCCAGCUCUUCCACCAAGACCUGCCGUUGUCCAUCCAGGAGGCCUACCAGCUGCUGCUGACCGAGGACACUGUGACUUUCCUGCAGUACCAGGUCUUCAGCCACCUGAAGAGACUGGGCUACGUGGUUCGACGAUUCCAGCCCGGCUCUGUCCUGUCCCCUUAUGAGAGGCAGCUGAACCUGGAUGGCAGCACCCAGCACCUGGAGGAUCGAAAGGGCAAGAGAAAGAGGAGGAGCUCCAGCUCUCGGUCCAUUCCUAAGAAGUCCAGGACCCCGGAGAGCCCCCUGCAGGGGGUGAAUGGGACACCUGAGAGCCAGGCCACCUCAAGCCUAGCUCCCUGCAGCCAGAACAGCCCAUUCCCAGAGGAAAAAGCCCAGGAGUUGAGCCCCAGAAAGGACGCUGAGCUUCUGGGGUCCCUGGAUCCCUGGCCUGGCCUGGCCAGGGACAGGGUGGGGUGCAGCCAGGAGAGUGGCAAAGUAGAGAAUGGAGCCCCAGGGGCUUGUAAGCCACGCUGGAACUUUGAACACAUCUCCUUCCCCAACAUGGCUUCAGAUAGCCGCCACACCCUCCUGCUUGCACCAGCCCCAGAGCUGCUCCCAGCCAACAUCGCUGGGCGGGAGAUAGACGCUGAGUCCUGGUGCCAGAAGCUGAACCAGCGGAAGGAGAAGCUCUCCCGACGGGAGCAACAGGCAGGGGCCCGGCACUUCCGGGAGGAUGUCAACAUGGACCCCGAGGUGCAGCGCUGCUCCAGCUGGCAGGAGUACAAAGCCCUGCUCCAGAGGCGACACCUGUGGAAGACCCAGAGCCGCCCUCCACACUUGUGGGACCAGCCUGUCACCCCCUUGCUGAGCCCUGACCAAGCGGACUCCCCAGCCACGGUCCUACAGCAUAUCUCGGUGCUGCAGAUGACACACCUGGCUGACGGAGGGGCCCGGCUGCUGGAGAAGACUGGGAGCUUGGAGAUCAGCUUCGACGUUUAUCAGGCCAACGCUGUGGCCACUUUCCGAAAGAGUAACCCUGGCAAGCCCUAUGCUCGGAUGUGCGUUAGUGGAUUUGACGAGCCAGUCCCAGGCCUCUCCACCCUCAAGCGGUUGUCCUACCAGAGUGGGGAUGUCCCCCUAAUCUUUGCCCUGGUGGAUCACGGGGACAUCUUCUUCUACAGCUUCCGGGACUUCACACUGCCCAGUGACCUGGAGCACUGACCAUGCAGCAUCUCCCUCAGGGAGAGGCUGGGGCUGGGGCCUGCUCUUUGGACCUGGACUGUUUGCUCUCAGGGACUGUCUUAGCAUCCUGUGCCUGGAGCAGCGGGAGCCAGUCCGCACCCUGGCCCUGGUGUCCGACGCUUGCUGGAGAGCAAAGCCAUGCCCCUCUACCCGGCCACUGCAGGGCUUCCAUGCUCCAGGCCUGAGGUUGCUGCCUUGCAGUGACCCCCUUGGAACUCAGGACUAGAUUUCAGAGACCCAGCAAGGUGAUGCAGAAAAGAGGACUCCGUGCCUUUAAACGAGAGGGUGCCUGCUUCAUGCGACAAAGCCAAAGCCAUUAAAAAGUUCUCCCUCCUGUCGUGGCUGGAUAUA